AUGGCGGCCAUAGAUCUGUAUGGCGCCGCGAACCAGUUCAGCUCCUCAUCGUCGUCGUCCUCCUCGGACCAGGAGCUCAUGAAAGCGCUCGAACCUUUUAUCAGGAGCGCUUCAUUGCCCACCUCCUCCACCUCAACCUCCACCUCGCCAUUUUCAUUCUACGCCACCUCCACCUCCACCUCGUCGCCAUUUUCGUAUUACAGUUCCUCUUCGCUGCCCCAAGAAUCCUGCUACUUCCCUGCAUCCUCCUCUUACAGUUACACCAGGCUUCAAGCUCCGUUUGCUCCCGCCGCCCCUGCCACCUCGUCGUCCUUCUCGCAGCUCCCGCCUCUGCCUCCGACCUCGCAGUACAGCACCUCGCCGUCGGCCACGUACCCGUCGGCGGGUGACGCGGUGGGGCUGGCCAGCCUGGGCCCAGAACAGAUCCAUCAGAUCCAGGCGCAGCUCUUCCUCCAGCAGCAGCAGCAGCAGCAGCGGGGGCUCUCGGCGUCGCUCCUCGGCCCGCGGGCGCAGCCCAUGAAGCUGGCCGGGGCGCCGUCGACGUCGGCCACCGGGAAGCUAUACCGCGGCGUGCGGCAGCGUCACUGGGGCAAGUGGGUGGCGGAGAUCCGCCUCCCCAAGAACCGGACGCGGCUGUGGCUCGGCACCUUCGACACCGCCGAGGACGCGGCGCUCGCGUACGACAAGGCGGCCUUCCGCCUCCGCGGCGAUGCGGCGCGCCUCAACUUCCCCAACCUCCGCCGCGGCGGCGCGCACCUCGCCGGCCCGCUCCACGCCUCCGUCAACGCCAAGCUCGACUCCAUCUGCCAGAACAUCGCCGCCCCCGCACCGUCGUCCAAGUCGUCUCCACCGGACUCGCCCAAGGCCUCCACGUCGACGUCGUCGACGGAGGGAGACGGGUCGGUGCUCUCCGCCGGCUCGACGCCCCUCCCUCCGCCGCCGCAGUCGUCGCAUCACCAGCACCAGCAGUCCGCGGCGCCGCUCCACGAGAUGGCCAACCUGGACUUCUCGGAGGCGCCGUGGGACGAGUCCGACGCCUUCCACCUCCACCAGGACCUCCACAAGUGCCCGUCGUGGGAGAUCGACUGGGACUCCAUCCUCUCGUGA
Messenger RNA from Triticum turgidum subsp. durum (durum wheat), 1107 nucleotides. Lineage: Eukaryota; Viridiplantae; Streptophyta; Magnoliopsida; Poales; Poaceae. The record is from the annotation of a GenBank genome assembly.